AUGACUCCAUCAUUACUUCUUUCCCUGCCCGAUGAGGUUCUGCUGCAAAUCGUCGGCCAUUUGACGCCGCCGCUCGAUGGUCUCGAUAUCCCCUUUCAGGCCUACACCGAUCCGGAUGGCGUUGUCGUCUCGAACCGUGUCGCCCUUUACCGCCUCGCUUUUGUGUGUCGACGGUUAUCGGAUCUGGCAGUCCCCUAUCUCUACCAAACCGUCUAUCUCUGGGGUCAGACCCGCCUUCAGUCGCUGCUCCAGACCCUACUUGAGCGUCCGGAGCGAGGCGAGAACAUGCGCAUCCUGUCCUACGUCUCCUGUUUGGGCACAGAUCACUAUCCCACCGACGUUCUCUGCCCCUACAAGCGCACAGAAUGGCGCUGCCUGGUGGAUGCCUCGCCCCGGUUCCCGGACCGCAUCAAGACAGUUGUUCGUGAAGCCAAGACCGAGCUGGAAUUCGCACAAAUCGUCUUCGCCCUCGUUCUCUACUCUUCGCCGAACCUGCGCACUCUGCAUAUGCGCAUGCCGUUCGCAGCGGGUGAAUACCAGAAGCUCAAGGACAUCCUCACACCCGACAUCGAGACUGCCGAAGGCUGCCCCCGCGUCCUGAGCUCCCUCACCCGCGUCAUGCUCGAACCCAUGCCUGACUUUCCCGGAGCCAGCUUCUGGCCCCGUCGCGAGCUGCCGUGUCUCCUGCGGCUGCCCAACCUGCGCUCUGUGGAGCUCGGCUCCGCUGUGUUCCGGCCCGCUGUUCUGGAGCCCGGUGACGGCUGGGGUGACGAUGGGAGCUGGAAGAACGUCGAAGAGAUCCGACUUGUGCGGAGCAGCAUGUGGGGCCAAGGCUGGCACGCCAUCUGCGCUCUGUGUCCGAAUCUGAAGCUUCUCGAGAUGGGCCCUUCCGGCGUCGCGGAACAACCUGCCGACGGCGAACACAACCUCAACACCGCAUUGUCCCUUGUCUCCGAUACCCUUGAAACGUUCUCAUUUGAAGGCAUCCUUGCAGGCAACUUCUCCCAACAUGUUGGCGGAGACGGUACUCUCACCUGUUUGCCCAAGAUGAAGGCCCUGCGCAAUGUCAAGCUCGAUAUUGGCAUUCUGUAUGGAAACCCACAGAGGGUUCAAGACAUUGAUAUUCGUCACCGGCUGCCCGCGUCGUUGGAGAUACUUGACUUGGCAGAGCUGUGGCAUGACGUCGAGGUCGACCAGCUCUCGCCCAAGGAGCGCUCCAAGUACGAGCAGGGCCUUCAAGAUGCUCUGCAUAAGCUCGUCUUUGAGAGCAAGGACACGUUGCCCAAUCUGAAGGAGAUCACCUUCCGCCCGAACCCCUUUUAUGACCCUUUGCCGAUACCAGAAACUCUCACUUGCCCGUCCGAGGUAAGCUUCAAGCUUGUCUACUAG
Colletotrichum spaethianum is the source of this 1389-nucleotide messenger RNA. RefSeq lists its product as uncharacterized. The transcript has a single exon. The coding region runs from base 1 to 1389 and encodes 462 amino acids. Gene Ontology annotation, molecular function: protein binding. NCBI's taxonomy places the organism in Eukaryota, Fungi, Ascomycota, Sordariomycetes, Glomerellales, Glomerellaceae. The record is from RefSeq and is a predicted model, not a curated record.